Messenger RNA from Alligator mississippiensis (American alligator), 2348 nucleotides. It is a transcript of the gene PMEL, whose product is annotated as premelanosome protein. Gene Ontology annotation, biological process: melanosome organization. Gene Ontology annotation, cellular component: melanosome. The coding region runs from base 64 to 2202 and encodes 712 amino acids. The record is from RefSeq and is a predicted model, not a curated record. The transcript is spliced from 11 exons. Lineage: Eukaryota; Metazoa; Chordata; Crocodylia; Alligatoridae.
GGGAGACCGGGAGGCUUCGCCUCUGCAACGAGGGUCUCCCGUGGGUGCGAGGGUCUGGCCGGGAUGUGGACGAGCGGGUGCUUCCUGGCAGUCUGGGCCCUCCUGGGGGCGGCCACAGCUCAGCGUGGGCCUGGCGGUAGGAACCGAGGCAGCGACCGGGGCAGCCGCCAGCCCCUGGGCUACAGGUCCUGGAACAGCCAGCUCUACCCCUGGGGGCCAAGGGGGGACGCCCGGCAGCGGGACUGCUGGAGAGGCGGUGACGUGACCUUUGAGGUCACCAACGAUGCCCCCACCAUGACGGGCGCCAAGGCCACAUUUGCCAUCGCCCUGCGCUUCCCCAGCAACCAGACGGUGCUACCCGAUGGCCGUGUCGUGUGGAGCCGCAACUGCACUGUCAAUGGGACCUGGGUGCGCCAGGGUGAUGCCGUAUUCCCGGAGAUGCUGCCUGAGGGCACGGCUGGCACCUUCCCCGACGGGCAGCCCUUUCCCCGCAGCGCCUGGGGUGGCCGCAGCAAGUUCGUCUAUGUCUGGUGGACCUGGGGGCGGUACUGGCAGGUGGUGGAUGGCCCCUCAUCACAGCUGACAGUGGACACGGCCGGUGUCCCGCUGGGUUCCUACUCCAUGGCUGUGGAAGUCUAUCACUACCGCGGGCCCCGCAAGUUUGUGCCCCUGGGCAACACCGCCUCCCAGUUCAGCAUCACCGACCAGGUGCCGUUCUCAGUGGACGUGGCACAGGUGGAGACGGCAGCCGUGGCGGGUGCAGAGCCGGGAGUGGCUGAGCGCUUCGUGAGGAACCGGGCUGUGUCCUUCACGGUCCGGCUGCACGACCCCAGUGGGUACCUGACGGGAGCCGAUGUCGCCUGCUCCUGGGACUUCGGAGAUGGCAGCGGUACCCUCAUCUCCCGUGCUGCCCAGGUCACCCAUACCUACCUGGCCACCGGCUCCUUCACUCCCCGUGUCGUGCUGCAGGCCGCCAUCCCCCUGGCCUGCGGGGGCACCUCCCCAGCCACAGCCACAGCCACGGGCCCCCCGGUGCAGCCCACCGGUGCCACAGCAGCAGCCACAAUAGCAACCGGUGGGAGCCCCGGGCAGGCCACAGUACAGCCACCAAGCAGCGCACCCACGGCUGAGGCCACAGGGUCCCCAGCAUCUGGGGCCACAGGGUCCCCGGCCACGGCAUCCCCAGCAUCUGGCGACCCGGCCACGGCGGCCCCAGCAUCUGGCGACCCGGCCACGGCGGCCCCAGCAUCUGACGACCCGGCCACGGUGUCCCCAGCAUCUGGCGACCCAGCCACAGUGGCCCCAGCAUCCGAGGAGCUGGACACGGAGCCACUGGCCACGGCAGGGCUGGCUGACCCUGAUGCCGGAACCACGCUCCCUGCAGCCGCCACAGCUUCAGGGCUACCCAGCAUGGCUGCCGCCCCCGGGUCGGACCUGGCCGUGGCAUCCGUGGACCCCCUGCUCCCAGCUUCCACCUCCCCUGCUGCAGACCUGCCUCCCACCACAGGCUCCGCUGGGCCCAGCCUCCCUGCCAGCGUGGCCAGCACCAGCUCCGGGACAGCAGAGGUGACCGCCAGCACCGCAGUCCCCAGUGCCGCUCCUGCCCUGGUGCUAGCCAAGAGGCAGGCACCGCCCAAUGGCUGCGUCCUCUACCGCUACGGCACCUUCUCCACCCAGCUCGACAUUGUCCAGGGCAUUGAGAGCGUGGAGAUUGUCCAGGUGGUGCCGGCGGCUGGCGAGAGUGCAGUGGAGCUCACUGUGACAUGCCAGGGCAGCCUGCCCGAUGAGGUGUGUACAGUGGUGAUGGACGCGGCAUGCCUGGCGCCACAGCAGACCGUGUGCAGCCCGGUGCCACCUGCCCCCGCCUGCCAGCUGGUGCUGCACCAGGCCUUCAACCAGUCCGGCCAGUACUGUCUCAACGUCUCGCUCGCCAACCCCAGCGGCCUGGCCAUGGCCAGCACCCACGUCACCGUCGGAGGUGCAGACGCUGCCGGGACCCGGGUCACACUGCUCGUGGGGCUGGUGCUGGUGGCCGUGGCCCUGGGCGUUGUGGGCCUCGCCUACAGGCGCAACGUGUGGUUCGGCCCUGGCGCCCGGCCGCGCCUGCCUGACCGUGCUGCCCUGCGCCUGCUGCUGCGCCGGGCCCUGGGCACUGGCCCCCAGAGUGAGAGCAGUCCUCUGCUCAGCGGCAAUGUUGUCUAGAGCCAGCGGCAGCCCUGGGACCUGCCGCCAGGUGGGGGGGGACGGGACCCCCCCAGGAUGCCUGGCACCAGCUCUCCCAUUGCCACUCUUCCUCUGUGUCCCCCCCAACACCCCCUUGGUCCCAGCUAUUAAAUGCUCAGACUCCA